AUGGAUGCAGAUCUGGUGCAUCUCUUUGAGGUCUUUAUGAGAAAAUUGUGGCCACUCGUCACUAGUGAUGUCAGUGACAAAGGACCCCUUUACCUAAAAUCUAAUGGUGCCCCCUAUCACAACGGAAAGAUCGAUCGCCAGAUCUCCACUUUUGUUGUCAAGAGCAGGGUCCGAGCAGACCAACUGAUUGGCGCCACAGACUUUAGGAAGUGGAUUGUCACAGAGAUGAAGAAGAAGAAGAGGAUGGAUCAGCAGGUGGAUGAGGAUCUGCUGCAGAGACUAAUGUGCCACAGUGACAAGAUAGCAACACAUUGGUAUCUUCGAGAAGACCUGACAGAGCUUGCAGCAAAGGCCUCCCAGCAGAUCCAAACCAACACCAGGUCAACACCUGAGAAAUUGGGGAGAAAGAAGGAGGAAGAGGAGAAGCGAGAGGAGAAGGGAGAGGACAAGCGAGAGGACAAGCGAGAGGAGAAGGGAGAGGACAAGCGAGAGGAGAAGGGAGAGGAUAAGCGAGAGGACAAGCGAAAGGACAAGCGAGAGGAGAAGGGAGAGGAGAAGGGAGAGGAGAAGGGAGAGGAGAAGGGAGAGGAGAAGGUAGAGUAG
Molecule: messenger RNA, 603 nt
Organism: Stylophora pistillata
Lineage: Eukaryota; Metazoa; Cnidaria; Anthozoa; Scleractinia; Pocilloporidae
Product: protein PXR1-like
Source: RefSeq, a predicted model, not a curated record